AUGGUGAUGCAGAUGCAUGGCAUCAUAUCUUGUGGCCAUGGAAGCCCUGGCGAAGAUGAAUCUGAUUCCAGUGACCUUUCUCGCUUCAAGAAAUCUCUGCAAGAGCUCAAGGAUUUGCGCUCUCAGCUCCAUUAUGCUGCAGAUUACUGCGAAAGGUCAUUCUUGAAACCUAACGCGAAGAAAUUGGGGAUGGAGAAUACAAAGGAGUAUAUUUGCAGGGCUGUAGUUACUGUUGUUGAUCACCUGGGAAGUGUCUCCACGAAUCUUGAAUUUAGGCUUUCAAAGAGUAAUGUGGUUCCAGAGGUAGAACUUCGCAUUGAUUGUUUAAAACAGAGGCUUCUUGCAUGUGAAAAAUAUGCUCACAAGGUGGCUCUAACCAAAGUAUGCUACAGAGCAGACUUUCCAAGGCAUCAUUCACAUUAUAUUGCACCAUCUCUACCAAAUCUUGAGAAAUCGAAUGAUGAAUCGAGAAUUAUGGCUAAUCAUGGUAGUGAGGAUGAUUAUUUGCCGCUUUUAUUAUACACACAUGCACAUGAGCUACCUUCAACUACAGUUUCAUCAUCAGGAUUUGAUUUCUCUACAUUAGUGCCAGUUCAGAAUGUCCCUCCCAUGCCUUGGAAACCUCAAACUCCUUUUCAUUUCCAGAGUACUCAAAAGCUUCGACCCAAAGAGAGGGCUAGAAAAUCAAGGCAUAGCAAUGACUUCUUAUUUCUCCUUCGGCGGAGUAAACGAGCCAUGCAAAGAACAUUUCAGUAAUGUGUUAUCCUUCCUUGUCUACAACAUAUGAGUUCUGUGCCUCUUCUUCUCAUCUUAAUUCCUUGU
Molecule: messenger RNA, 822 nt
Organism: Telopea speciosissima
Lineage: Eukaryota; Viridiplantae; Streptophyta; Magnoliopsida; Proteales; Proteaceae
Product: probable protein ABIL5
Exons: 8
Coding region: 1-756 (251 amino acids)
Source: RefSeq, a predicted model, not a curated record